UGGUUUCACCACUGUUACAAAGUUUCCAACAGCACAUUAAAAUUGAGAGUGUUCAAUAUUAAAAUAAAUAAAAUGUGUAAAUAGUCCUUGUAAUAAUUUAUAUUAACUUUUUCUUAACAAUUAGAAACCGCAAAUUGACCAGUCAAAUUUAAGUUCAAAACGAAACCAGGCCAAUCAUUAUGUAAGUUAGUUUUUUUCAAUAUUUAUGAACAAAUAUAUAAUUAAAUAUUAAAUAUGUGUUUUUGUUGAUGACGAUAAAACGGUGAGCACACAGAGCAGACAUUGAAGAUUGGUAAACGUGGAAGGAACGAACGAAAGCGUCGUAGAAAAAUUGGAACGUCGCGUCGGUCCACGGGGCCAGCGGGCCACGCGGCCACGCAACUCCUUUUGCCGUCGACAGCACGAAGGCCGAAAGUGGCAAAAGUGGCAGAAGUGGCAGAAGUGGCAGAAGUGGCAGAAGUGGUUGGUUGUGCCGCUACACCGUACGACGGACGGGUGAUCUAUCAGUUGUCAGUCGUCGUCGAACCGGCCGUUCCGUACUCGUACGAUGGUGUUGAUGUGUGCGUCGCGGGCGCCGCCCGCUCUGCUGCUUGUGAUGUGGUGCGCCGUGUCUGUGCUGGCCCACGAACGGUACGAAAUAUUCCCGCCGCUGCCCGUCGACGUUAUCCACACGGAGAACAGCGUCUGCAGGGACCAGAGCAGGCUCUACGUCGAGAAUCUCAGGAAUCUCACGUUGUGGGCCUAUGAAAUGCACGAUUCUUCCGCAAAUGCCGUGCACGGCAUUUUGAGGGGAAGCAUCUCCCAGUUCGGGCAGUUCGAAGAGUGCAUCACGUCCAAGGGUCCGUUCCUGAAGCAGUACUGUCUCGCCGCAGUCAGUGCUGACGUUCCCAAACCGAAUCCUCCGAGGGAUCCCAAGUCCCUUGAUUACACUCCCUACGAAUCGGUGCUGAGGAAAGUUCAUGACCACAAAGAUGCGUCCCAGCAGCCGAAAAAUUUUGUUUUGCUUGGGUGGUGCGUUCCAGCAUCUUGUACUCCCACUGACUUGGAGAAUCACCUGAACAAUUAUUAUCAAUCGGUUGACUUUCCUUUGAAACAUCACAACGUUACAUACAAGGCAAAUAUUGGGGACCUGGCUUGUCAGAACAACAAGGAAAAACUAUAUUUCGAUUAUGCCGACAUCUCCUUUUGUUUGGUCACAUCAAUAAUAUUCCUCUUCGUCAUACUAUCAACGGCAUUUGGAUAUUAUUACAGCAGGAAAGAUGGCAAAGUCUCAGAAAACUCACCCCUCACCAAAUUGGGAUUGUCCUUCUGCGUUAACAGGAAUUUCCAAAAGUUAUUUUCAGCUGACGGCUCCAAUCCGGCUCUCAACAUCCUUUAUGGAAUGAGGGUCUUUUGCAUUUGUAUGAUAAUUAUAGACCACAGAUUUGGUACUCAUUUGUCUUCGGCUGUUCUCAAUUUUAACAUCGUUGAAGAGCAAUACAGAACUGCUUUUGGUACCAUCUUUUUCCAUGGCGACCUCUUCGUGGACUCGUUCUUCAUUUUAAGCGGCCUCCUUGUCACCUAUUCUUUGUUGUGCCAGUACGACAAAAAGUUCCUCAAUCCCGGCUUCAUUAUAUUCGUAAGAUACAUCAGAUUGACACCCAUAUACGCGUUCGUUGUCUUUUAUUCAGCAACACUGUUUAAUUAUUCGGCGAUUGGACCCAUGUGGAAGACGAUUAUAGGUCCGGAAGUGGCGGAUUGUAGGAACAACUGGUGGGCAAACCUUCUCUACAUCUCCAACUACGUCAACGCCGACCGAAUGUGUAUGGUUCAUUCGUGGUACUUACCCUGCGACUUCCACUAUUUCAUCGUCGCCAUCCUGAUCUGCAUGACGAUUUACAAAAACAAACGAGUCGGUUUAAUGUUCUUGGGCGUUACCACUUUUGCAUCCCUACUCAUACCUUUCGUCAUUGGAUAUGUGUAUGAAAGGCCGGCUGUUUUGUUUUUCUACCCGGACUUCAUCAGGGCACCAAAGGCACAUCCCGAUUUCCUUCUUACUUACUCCAAGAGUCACGCCAGAGCUUCACCUUACUUUGUAGGAAUGAUCGCUGGCUAUAUUUAUUACAAGAUGAAGGAUUCAACCAAGAAGAAAAUGACCAGGAUGGUUUCGUUGUUCUUCAUCGUGUCAUCACUAACAAUUAUGAUAAUAUCGAUGGUGACGGGCGUCAUUUUCUACGAUCCCUACUACAAGUACAACGCCUUCGAAUCGGCCCUCUACGCCGCCAUUCACAGAGCCGUUUGGGCAAUAGGCAGCGUGGGCGUCCUAUACACCGCCAGCUACGGUUACUCGGGCUUCAUCAGCAAGUUCUUGUCGUGGUCGCCGUGGAUACCCAUCAGCAAAUUGGUGUACGGUGCUUACUUAACCCACAUGCAGUUCCAAAUGAGGUCUUUAGGGAAGAAGGGUGGCGCCGAUGUUGUCUCCUACUUCGACAUUAUAAGCCUCGCUCUUUCGGAUAUCGUCCUUGCUUUCGGCACAUCCUUGGUGUUGUACUUGGCAAUUGAAGCCCCAGUUAGGAAUUUAUUUUCGUUGUUGCUCUCCCCUCCCAACAGGCCCAACAAAUCGAAGAACAACGAGAGUGUUAGCGAGGUGACCUGCGACAGCCACCUGUAACCUGUAACCUAACUACCAUAGCUGUACGUUGUUGUUAUUAUUAUUGAGUGUUUGUAUUGAAUGUAUUGAAUGAUACAUAUUUUUACCAUAGUCUAAUACAUAUUAUGUUGUAGGAGUACUUUCGUUGACCUAUCAAUCUCUUUUAAACUUGUCAAACUACAAGUACAUUUACUUCUUUCCUUUUGUAUGAUAGUAAAUGAAUGUAGAAUAUUAAGAUGUAUAUUUUUAUGUAUAGUUAUUAGAUUAUUGUAAUGUACAUUUGUAACAAAAAAAAUUUCUUUGGCUCUCUAAGCUGGCAUGGCUGUGAUAAUUAGGUCUCUGCCUGAAAUUGUAUUUUUGAUAUUGUCUAGUCAAAUUUCUGUAACAUCUGUUUUAUGUCGAACAUGUCGACACUAUUAAUAUAUGAUAUAAUAAUAAAAAUUAACUACC
Aethina tumida (small hive beetle) is the source of this 3079-nucleotide messenger RNA. Its product is annotated as nose resistant to fluoxetine protein 6-like. The record is from RefSeq and is a predicted model, not a curated record. The transcript is spliced from 10 exons. NCBI's taxonomy places the organism in Eukaryota, Metazoa, Arthropoda, Insecta, Coleoptera, Nitidulidae. The coding region runs from base 548 to 2650 and encodes 700 amino acids. Gene Ontology annotation, molecular function: acyltransferase activity, transferring groups other than amino-acyl groups.